GUCAUGAGGUCUCCAUUUUCUCCUCCGAGGAUCGGGAGUUAGCAGCACCAUCUUAGGAGGACGCGUCACGAGAUUCUGUCGUUUGUAGUUCAUUCUAGUGUACAUUUGGAAGGAAAACUGACUACAGUUGGAGUUCACUCCUUUACGAACGCGUAGUUAGUUAAACAUAGUGUAGGUAAUCUAAAGGAAGAAUCAGAACAGCCGUCCGCCUGCUGUGGUACUAGCUAGCUCAACCUAGCUGUUAGCUACCUUUAGCUUGUCUGCUCUCAGUCGGCCGAACAUUCAGAACCUGCAAGUGAAGCCUGUCAAAAUGAGUGCUGCCUCUUCCCAAAAAGUCGUCUUGAAAAGCACGACUAAAGUGUCCCUGAAUGAGCGCUUCACUAACAUGCUGAAGAACAAGCAACCCACUGCGGUAAGCAUUCGAGCCACCAUGCAACAGCAACAUUUGGCCAGUGCCCGCAAUCGGCGCCUGGCCCAACAGAUGGAGAACCGGCCGUCAGUGCAGGCUGCUCUCAAUCACAAACAGAGCCUGAAGCAGCGCCUAGGAAAGAGCAACAUCCAAGCCAGGCUGGGCCGGCCCAUAGGAGCUCUGAUGCGAGGAGGACCAUCUGGAGGAAGAGGAGGCAUGAGGGGGAUGACGAGGGGAGGCCUGAGAGGACGAUCCAGAGGAGGAGUGAUGAGAGGAGCGCUUUCCCUCAGAGGGAAACGCAUGCCUCCAGGUGGGCCCAUGCGUGGCCGAGGCUCCGCUGGCCGUGUGAUGAUGCGUAGAGGAGGCCGUCACAGGGGAGGAGCAACGGGUCGAGGAGGCGCUCUGUCACGGGGAGCAGCACGGGGAGGAAUGGCCAGAGGUCGCGGGGGUUUGCGUGGACGUGGUUUUGCUGCCCGUGGUGGUCGCGGCCGUGGGCGGGGCCGGGGUGUCGGGCGACCUGCGGUGACCCGUGAACAACUGGACAACCAAUUAGAUGCGUACAUGUCAAAGACCAAAGGUCACUUGGACGCUGAACUGGACGCCUACAUGGCCCAGGCCGACCCCGACAGCAUGGAGUGAAGCUGAAGAUGCACCAGACACGACUGAUACACUGAACCCCGCAUACAGUGAAGGGUUUGCACCAGACUGAUGGGCUCACUGACGUUUGCUUAGAAUCAUUUAGACAAGAUGGAGGCGGAGCUGUAGAACAGGCUCAUCUGAACGCGCUUUGACCACAACUCUGCUGUGUAACAACUCGCUAUAAACAUUUGAAGACUUUGUCAAGGGACCUUAUACACACCACACUUGUCUGGAACUGGCUCAUGAUCCUGCUGUAUUCAUCCUCUGGUUGAAUCAGUCUUUUUUAUUAAAAAAAAAAGUGUACUCAUUAUUUUGGCUUUGACAACUUACACAUACUACAUUGGCAUAUCUACUUGGUCUUUCUUAAAAAGAGAAAUAUGCGAAGAGUUGUAUAAGAGUAUUGCCAUUUGUCGUUUUGUAUUUAAAAGAUGUAGUGUUUUUGGGGGGGGGGGGGUUCUGUUUGUUUUUGUUUUGUUUUUAUUUUUUAAGCCUGUCAGUUUUAUCGGGGAGUUGGUGUUCUUUACCUGUUCUUGAAAUAAUUUGUUUUAAUGAUAUCAGUUUUAUAGACUUUAAAUGGACUUGCAUAAAAGAUUGACCACAAAUGAUGCAAGUAAUGUUGUCUAUCCCAAGUCUCAAUUAAAAUAGCCGCUUAUGGCAAUCCAAGAA
Messenger RNA from Sphaeramia orbicularis (orbiculate cardinalfish), 1714 nucleotides. It is a transcript of the gene chtopa, whose product is annotated as chromatin target of PRMT1a. The transcript has 6 exons. Lineage: Eukaryota; Metazoa; Chordata; Actinopteri; Kurtiformes; Apogonidae. Bases 311 to 1048 code for a protein of 245 amino acids. The record is from RefSeq and is a predicted model, not a curated record.